UAAGAGUAUCCCUCACCCUGACACCCCCGCUCCACUCUCCCUUCUUCUUCCCACUUCUUCACGUCGAUUCUUCUCUGGCACUGGACAGCGAGGCUUCAACCCGGAAUCAGCCACCAGCCUUCAUCAUCUGCUUGCAUCACUUGAUUGAGCUUGAUGACGACCUAAGAAGUUCCUUCCACCCCUUGAAGUCAGCGACGCCGCUCAUUGCUGGUAUCGCACGAUCAGAACCUGACCGAUGCUGUUCGCUUGAAGUUGGGGAUCAUCUAAUCGCCUCAGCAAGCGUAUUCAUUCACCAAACAUGGUCGUCAUCAAGUCCGAACGUCACCAUUAUGGUGACGUCGCCGCCGACUCGUCUUACAUAAAGACCAAGCUUGAGCGCAGUGACUCACUUGGACCCAUCGACUACGUUCUUCCUUCACCUUACCCAUACGAGGACUCGAGAUUGAGCUGCUCAGGGAAUGAUGACUGGUUGAACCUUGCCCUUUCGAGGAUGCGCGACGAUCAGCAGGAUCAUCUCCACCUCGAAUGCAAAUCGAAAAGUGUAAAACCUCGUGUGCGGAAGCCGAAGUCCUCUCGGCCUGCCAAGCCAAAGCUGCCCUCUUCUCAGGCGAAGUCACGGGUUUCAAGCGGCAAGUCUCCUCAGCAAAGUCUCUGCGCGACACAUCCGUCGCAGUAUAACACGACUUCGCUAUCCGGAGAUGUCCAUCGCUCCGAUACGUUGAUGUCGUCACCACACGCCACUCGUUAUCCCGCCCCACCUUCACACGACAUGCCUCCCCCACUAACUUCUGACGAAGUCUACUUCGAUCCAAAGCGGCUCGCAGGGUUCGGCGAACCGGCAAUGACUGAUCCGAGCCCGAGAAUGCUGAAGAUUGAUACCCAAUCCGCGCAGACGAAUAUCGUCAGCCCGAUGUUUAUGAUUCCUUUACCUUGUGGAAGUCUGGUUGAGAUGGCUGCUGUCUAUGGGCCAUGAGCUUUUCUCUCUUGGCCUUAUUUUAAUUCCCAUGCGCCCGUCAAGGGAUAUUUUCGGGCUUCAAUGGCAUUUACUACAAGACUGGACUCUGAUAUAGAC
Molecule: messenger RNA, 1072 nt
Organism: Dissoconium aciculare CBS 342.82
Lineage: Eukaryota; Fungi; Ascomycota; Dothideomycetes; Mycosphaerellales; Dissoconiaceae
Exons: 2
Coding region: 299-973 (224 amino acids)
Source: RefSeq, a predicted model, not a curated record